AUGAGUGAUCUUAUCAUUGGUCUUUCAGACGGUCUUACUGUUCCCUUUGCAUUAACUGCGGGUCUCUCCUCUUUGGGUGACAGCAAGCUUGUUAUCACUGGUGGAAUGGCCGAGUUAGUUUCUGGUGCCAUUUCUAUGGGACUUGGAGGAUAUUUGGCCGCGCGUUCAGAAUCCCAGUAUUACAAAGCACAGGUCCAUAGAGAGAGACAGCUCUUCUUCGAGAAUCUCGACCUGAUCGACCAGGAAUUGGAGGAAAUCAUAUUGGAUAUGGGAGGAAGUGUCGACACUGCUGCAAUGUUUAUCAAAGAUCUCAGUAAGGAUCCUAAAAAUAUGAUCGAGUUCAUUAUUCGAUAUGGUCGUGGCUUAGAUGAACCUGCAGAGAAUAGGCAGCUUACAUCUGCCUUAACAAUCGGUUCUGGAUACUUCUUUGGAGGUUUUAUUCCACUAGUGCCUUAUUUCUUUACCACUACCGUCAGAACGGGUCUUCUGAUUUCUGUUUUGGUGAUGUUAUUUACGUUGUUUUGGUUUGGUUAUUUCAAAUCCAGGAUAUCUAUGGGUUCGGAGUGUGGGAAAUGGGAGUGUAUCACUGAAGGAUUCCAGAUGAUUAUGAUUGGCUCUUUGGCUGCUGGAUCUGCAUGGAUGUUGGUGUAUUUGAUUGAGUAA
Messenger RNA from Brettanomyces nanus, 663 nucleotides. It is a transcript of the gene CCC1, whose product is annotated as Protein ccc1. Gene Ontology annotation, biological process: intracellular manganese ion homeostasis. The record is from RefSeq and is a predicted model, not a curated record. Gene Ontology annotation, molecular function: iron ion transmembrane transporter activity; manganese ion transmembrane transporter activity. Gene Ontology annotation, cellular component: fungal-type vacuole membrane. Lineage: Eukaryota; Fungi; Ascomycota; Pichiomycetes; Pichiales; Pichiaceae. The transcript has a single exon. The coding region runs from base 1 to 663 and encodes 220 amino acids.